Molecule: messenger RNA, 3639 nt
Organism: Haliotis rufescens (red abalone)
Lineage: Eukaryota; Metazoa; Mollusca; Gastropoda; Lepetellida; Haliotidae
Exons: 26
Coding region: 74-3637 (1187 amino acids)
Biological process (GO): lipid transport
Molecular function (GO): lipid carrier activity
Source: RefSeq, a predicted model, not a curated record
AAACUUAGUUCAGUCAUGUAAGACUGUAGAAUAAAGCUAUACAACAACUUUGGAAAAGAAUUUAUUCUUCAAAAUGCCGGGAAAUCAUUUUCCGGCAAUUUAUGGAAUAGUUGUUUUACUGACAUGUGCUUCUUCAAGUUUCAUUAACUUUGAACCGGGGUUUGAGUACCAGUACAAGUAUGAUUCCAAUGCAAAUGUGAAAAAUAUUGGAGAUUUUCAAGUAUUAGCCAAGGUCGGCUACAUCAACGUCGGAGACAGCGGGGACGGACAGGAGGUCUACGUGAAGGUGUAUGCUCUGGCUCUGAAGACCAAACACACAGAAGACACCAUCGGCCACCGUUUGGACUUCUCGAAAUGGUUCUCGUUUGUGAUCACGCCCCAUGGCGAGAUUCUCCACGUCUACCACCCUCCCGACGACGACGAUGAAGCUGUUGCCAUGAAGAAGGGAGCCGCCGCCAUGUUCGCGUCUCGUCUACAUCAGGCCACUGAGGGCCAUGUCCAUGCAACUGACGACGGCUGGGGCUAUCACGUGAGAGAGACUGGAAAUGAGGGUCCCCACAACGCCACCUACACUGUGCGGCCGACUCUCACAGGUCACGUGUUCACCAAGACACGACACCCUGGCCACCACCCCGUCAAGCAUGCGACGUCAGAGUAUACCAAGACGUUGUAUUACGACUCUGCCCUUGGGACUAUGCACACCAUUCAGGUGGAGGAAAAGUUACAGGUCAUGCAUAAGACUGCAGAAGGAUACAACCCGUAUGAAAACAGUCGCCCUGUAAAAGCGGUCAACAACUUCACGGAAAUGGACUACCCCGAGAUGUCAGCUCAAGGCAGAGGAAAGUUGGUGUUCCUCAGCAGACACAAGGCCGUCAGUAUUCCCAGCAGACCAAAGACAGACAUCACGAGGGCGUCCAUUCAUAUCAAAGAGGUGAAGCGCCAGAAGCCAGCAAUCGAUGUGAACGAAUACCUGCAAUAUGUGAGGGGGAACCUCACUUGCAUGCGAAACGAGCCAGAAAAAGGUUCGAAGAAUUUGGACAAAUGCUUCACGGGAAUUGUAUCUGUUCUCCAAGACUUACCUGACCAGGCGUUGGUUCUCCUUGCUGAAAAGUACCUGACAGAUAGGCCGAGACUGACCAAGACCUUCAAGGACCAGAACCAUAUGUUUGAUGCUAUCGCUAGUCUGACCACAGACCUGUCCCAGCAGCUCCUGCUAGACCUUGUGCUCAACAGAUCCAGACCCGACUCCUCCCUGGUGAAGAGACUCAUGUUCCACAUCAUCUCACUUGAUGGACCACCGAUAGACAAUAUCAUCACGAAACUGAAGAGCCUGUGUUUUGAGCGCGAUAAGGCCCCAGUGGCUUUACAGGAACAAGAAACAUAUCACAGAAUGGUGCUGGCAUUGGGGGUGGUUGCUAGGCGACUGUUGGACGCUGGGAGGAAGGGGGAAGCGGUUAAUAUUGUCCUGAAGCUUGAGGGCUGGCUCGGAUUGCACGAUCCCUGGAUGUUCCGUCAGAAACGGUCCACCAUGACAGAACGUGAAGUCCUUGAUGACGACCGUUGGAGAGUUAUCUUGCUGGGAUCUCUGGGUAAUGCCGGUCUCGACCAAUCAUUUGAGAUGAUUGUGUCACAUGUCAACACCACCAACUCUCAGUGGGUGAAGCGAGCUGGGAUACACGCCAUGAGGAAGUACCGACACGAAGGGGCAGCACAUCUGAUGUUAAAGACAGCCCUGUACGAUGACGACGAGAAGGUCCGAUAUGAAGCUCUGCUACAAUACCAGGCCCACCCAAAGGCUGCCAUAAUCGCUCCCAUGUACAGACAAGAAGGUCCUAUGAAUGGAUCCAUAUUUCACGUGGACCCCCGCUAUGUUGGCAAGCGGGACAUUGAGGUACACGACCGACACAAAAGGGGACUCUUUGAUGAGAAGAUCGAAUUCAUACUGGCUUCACCAAGUGUAGACUGGAAGAAGAUGCUUGGGUCAACAACCAUUGGAGCGUCCUUUGGACUGAUUAUUAACAACGCUUUAGACUUCAAAAUAGAGCCUCUGAGCGGACACAUGAGAAUAAACAUCCACGAUGAAGCUUUCGCCCGCAUCCACCUUGGCUUCAAGGGAGAGAACCUGGAAUUCUUUAUGGGGAGGAUCUGCUUCAAGGGAGGAGCGUCUUACAACCUGAACAUGCUGCAGGAGUACGGCGUGGACAACCUCAAGAAACUGGUUGAGCUCUACGACGCUGUUAAAGGUGAUGCUGCUGGCGCUCUAGCGACAGGUCUGGAUCUGUUCAAGAGCAUCGUUAGUGGAGAGUUCUCGUUUGCUGACAUGAUAGAAGAUUUCAGGACGGCACUGGAAGAGCUACCAGAUAAGGUUGUCAGUGUUGGGAAGAAGGCAUCAGACGCUAUGGAAGUCCUUGGCGAGCUGGAUGAGAAACAGCUGCCUCCCUUUGCUAAACCUGCCAGGAACCUUGUGUUGAGAAUCACAAACCUUUACAAGGAAGUCAAGUCAUCGGUGCUCAGCUUUUACAAUCAACUGAUGGAGACAGUGACGAUCAUAAUACCCAGGGCAGGGAAGAUGAUCUAUAAGGCUAUCAAGGCUAUCAUUGAUAGCUUUAGGACGUUCAACAAAGACCCAAAACAGGCAAUUUCUACUGUCGCUGGUAACGUCAUCACUAUUGGCCUAGAAGUAAAGAAUCUGGUACAGGCCUUAAACAAGACAAAGAACACAUUAUUUGCGACCAUAAAAACCCCCCCUGACUGGAUGAACCUAGCUUCCCAGGUGAUAGAGAUAGUGGAGGCGGGGUAUAAGGCAAAGAAGGCACUGCUGGAAGGUGGGGAGAAGUGGAUCAAGGAGGUUGUGAAGGGGAAGAGGGAUCCUGUAGCGGAGUUUUCCAAGGGGAAGACUAACGCGACUGCACUGAGGCAGGAAGUUGUGACCAUGCUGAAGGACAUUGUUGAUGAUGUACUGGCUCCUCUUAUACCUCUAAAGAAACUGGGAGGGAAGUUCUUGGACACUUUCAAAAAGGUGUUUGAUCUCAUCAACAGUGUGAAGACAGCUUACAACGCGCUGAAGGAAGGAUAUCGUGCAGCCCGCUCUUUGAUCGACCGUGUCUUCGGCCCCAAGUGUCAUAAGGAGUUCCCCCGCACCCUUCGACUUGCUGGGGGUGGAUGCAAUGGGCGUGGCAGCUACCCCUCCGAAUUGAAAAGUGGAAAGGAAUACGAGCAUGAAGGGAUAGAUGUGACCAUUUCUUCUGGAAAAGACAUUGUGGCUCCGUUUGCUGGCAAAAUUAGGCUGUCUGAGAAUCCCAAUGAGGUCAUCAUCAUCCCGAAUGCAGGAUCUCUGAAGGAAACUGAGGUCAUCAUCACCAACAUUGAUCCCGACAGCUCCUUAAACAUCCAACAUCCAGGUGACUCUACUUACGUGGACAGCCCAGUGAAUGCUGGACAAAAGAUAGGCGUGGCGGCCAACUCCCCGUGUGGGGGUAACGAGCAUAUCCACCUCGCCCUGAGAAGGAAGGGUGGCUAUGUCGACCCAACACGCUACCUGGAGGUCAGAUUACCCGAAAUCCCGGAGUGGGUGCAAGAAUGUGACGACUACAAAGUGGUGUUUAAGGCAAGUGACAUAUUUAGCUUUCUUUGUUAAAA